CAAAAUAAAAUAGAAUAAUUUCAAGUAUGCGGCAUACUCUAACUGUAGUUACUAUAGUGAAAACCACUGCCUUUCCUUUCGCUAGAGUUUUCUUCAAUGUUCUUCUAUCACCGAAAAGAAAAGCACAAGCGCACCGCUUUCUGCGCUGUUUUUCUAGAGGGGUCCUUGACCAAUGGGAAGCCAGCACGCAAAGUACACCGUGACGACAGAGACGUUGCCACGUCAAACGUUUCAGGCACGUGUCCAGUACACUCGAGAAAGUACCUCGCGCCCUAUUUCUAAGUCAUCCGGGCUUUAUCACUUCGCAAGCUAUCGCAUGCUAUCCAGUCCAAUUUUAAGAGUCUUGAAAGCAGAACAAUUCAGAAAGCAACGACAUGCAGUCAAGGUUAUUGGACACGACAGCUAGGACUUCAAUUCGUAUGUUGUCUGCAGUCUAUCGUCGUAAUCUCCAGCGACGAUUUUGCGCUGCCUCUAGCGGUCAGACCGCCGACCCCGCCAUUCAUUCUGGUGAACGAGAAGCCGGCCCUGCGGUUCACAAAGGAGAACCCCAAGGGAUUAAGAGCUCAAGAAAUACCAAAUUUGCGGAAACAGAGCACGAACCCAAAGAAGACGAGUUUCUCGAAACUCCCAAAUCUCCGUAUGAAUCUUCGGCAAAACUGAAGAGUAACGGGGUGAACCAGCGAUUGGAUCCAACGUUUCAGCAAAAGCGGAAGCAGGGAUCCAAAGCCUCUGAAGACGCGAGCUGUGCGGGUCUCGAUGGAAGCCCCUGGCCGAAGGACAGUGGAAAGGAUGAGAGGAACAGGGCGGAAAAGCUGGAGGAUGAAAGAGAAUACUAUAAACAUCACAAAGCGUCACCCUUGUCGGAAUUAGAGUUCGCAGAUUCCCGGAAGCCGUUUGCGCGGGCGACGGAUGGGACCGCCAACUCUGGAGCAGGUAGGGAUGUGAUUGGUUGGCUGCCGGAGCAGCUGGACACGGCGGAGGAGGCGCUCAGGAGGGCUACAGAGAUAUGGAGACAGAAUGCUAUGCGUGGUGACCCCGAUGCACCCCAUUCAAGGGUUCUUAGGACUCUUCGGGGCGAAGACUUUUGAGGAUGAUGGAGUGCUCCAAUGGAUGUAUAGAUGUCCUUGGUUUUAAUAUGGAAUUUUACUUCUCAUAUUGAGUGCUUUUUUUUUUCCUUUUUUUUUUUUUACCAGCAUAUUGAGUGCUUUUAUCUUCUGGUUCUGGGGGCAGAAUUAUCUUGAUGAACAAUUAAGUUAUUCGCAGUUAUUGAAGUGCCACAAACAGUUGGCAAGGAAGUGCGCGGAUUGACCGGAGAAGCCUUUCGCCAUGUUUUGCCGGCGAACACGUCAUAUAUUCUUUCUU
This is a messenger RNA of Neltuma alba, 1362 nucleotides long. RefSeq lists its product as uncharacterized. NCBI's taxonomy places the organism in Eukaryota, Viridiplantae, Streptophyta, Magnoliopsida, Fabales, Fabaceae. Bases 375 to 1088 code for a protein of 237 amino acids. The record is from RefSeq and is a predicted model, not a curated record. The transcript is spliced from 2 exons.